Didymosphaeria variabile is the source of this 240-nucleotide messenger RNA. RefSeq lists its product as uncharacterized. Gene Ontology annotation, cellular component: interphase microtubule organizing center; centrosome; gamma-tubulin ring complex. The record is from RefSeq and is a predicted model, not a curated record. The transcript has 3 exons. Gene Ontology annotation, biological process: microtubule nucleation by interphase microtubule organizing center; gamma-tubulin complex localization; mitotic spindle assembly. NCBI's taxonomy places the organism in Eukaryota, Fungi, Ascomycota, Dothideomycetes, Pleosporales, Didymosphaeriaceae. The coding region runs from base 1 to 240 and encodes 79 amino acids.
AUGCCUGCAGACACCGCACCCUCACAGGACGUCAAGCGUAAAGCUGCGCGCGAAGUCAUCGACAUCCUCCAUGAGAUCGCGACACUGCUUAACACGAAGUUGGACCGCCAACAGCUUUCCUACUGUGUUUCUCUCAUCGAAAAUGGUGCAAAUCCCGAAGCUCUAGCUAACGUCAUCCGCGAGCUGCGCGAAGAAUACGGCACAGACUCGGUCGACGGAGCAGAAUCUGGCGCACACUGA